Messenger RNA from Colletotrichum phormii, 1644 nucleotides. RefSeq lists its product as uncharacterized. The record is from RefSeq and is a predicted model, not a curated record. The transcript has 5 exons. Bases 1 to 1506 code for a protein of 501 amino acids. Lineage: Eukaryota; Fungi; Ascomycota; Sordariomycetes; Glomerellales; Glomerellaceae.
AUGCUCAUCGUCGAUCUCGCUGCUCGGAUUUUCUGGUUCCCCUUCAGGCCAUUCGGACGAUAUCUGCCCCCUUCUCCUCCUUCUUCUGCACCCAUCUUGAAGCCCGCACCUCCUCGCGGAACCAACUCCCCUCCUGUCAACAAACCCGACUCCACUCCUGUGGCUAUCAAGCCUUCCAAGAUCAAGGACGAUGUCGCCUACGUCUUCUUCCAGUGGACCAAGAACGAAUACGGCCAAGAGAAGGUCAACUGGUUCCAGACCUUCCCCAUCGAGAACCUGACAAAGACUGGACGCAACGACAAAUUCAAGCUCAACCACCACAAGUUCAAGUGGGAGAUCCUCGCCCUCGACGGUUACCAGACACUCGAGGUUACCAUGAAAGGACCCAAGCAUAACAAGAACCCUGAGGCCUUCACCGUCGACCGUUUCUGGGACUCGGAGUCCCAUGGCGGAAAGGCCAACGAUAUCCCUCUGGUUUGGACCGGCAAGGUCAACUACCAGGACAGCGCCAAGGAUGAGAUGGCCAUCUUUGUCGUCCCCGAGGGCUUCGGAGCCGACCGACCCGUGGUCGCGCUUUGGCAAUGGAACCGAUUCGACAUUCCCAAGAACGACCCGAACAUCGCUUGCUCUAUGCCGACCGACAAGCCCCCGCCAAGAGUCUCGUUCGUCCAGCACGGAAAGCAGAACAUUGAGAACGAGAGCGAGGAAGGCAGCCAGCAAAGCGGCAAACUGACCCUCCGCUUCAAGGAACCUGACUCCAAGGCUAGCCAGGAACUUGGAAAGCUUAGCCUUUCUGGUCGGUUUGAUCGUAACUCCUUUGGCUUCCACCCGCCUGAGUCGAAGCCUGAGCACCUCAAGCUGGAUGUCAGAGUCCCUCAGCCUCAACCCUCACUCCCUCGCAUCACCGGGAAGAUGCCUUUCCCCGAAACUCUUGUGGAGACUCUGACGCACACUGCUGCGUUCGUUGACCAAGCUGGAUACCUUGCCAAGUCCGUUGAGGAGCAAUUCAACGCUCUCAAUGCCAAGUAUGGUCUGCGCGGUCAGAAGCUUGAUGCUCUCCAGAGCAAGAGCGACGGUCUGGAAAAGAGCGUCAAGCAGAAGGAGGCCGAACUUCAAGCUGAGAAGAAGUCUCUUGCGGAGCUGGCCAAAAUUCUCAAAGACACUCAAGAAGCGGCGGCCAAGAAGGAGUCAGAGCUUCAGAAGAAGAUCGAUGAAUCACUCGCGGUGAUUGCCAAGGCCAGCACUCAUGACAAGGCAGACCACGCGGCCAUCGAAGAGCUGAAGAAGAAGAUCGAGACUGAGCGAAAGAACCUCAAUGCGAAGAUCUCCAGCUUGCAACAGCAACUCAACAAUGCCAAGACUGAACUGACAACAAAGGAGUCUUUGCUCAAGAGUGCACAGAAGGAUAACAGGGUCCUGAACAGCACUAUCAUUGUGCUUAAAGGCCAGGUGAUUGCUGCCAACAAGGAGAGAGACGACCAGAAGAAGACGAUCAGGGACCUCUAAGCGUACAAGAGAAACGCGGAGUACGCCAAGGGAGAAGCCGAUCGGGCCCUUACUGCUGUCAAAGCACAACUGAAGGAUAAGGAGGAGAGAGUGAAGGAGCUUGAUAAGUUGCUUUUGGCGGAGACAGCCGCAAAGGAC